UCUUCCCUCUGCCCCCUCCCCUCUCCUCCUUCUCGUCCUCCUCCUCCUCCUUCUCCUCCUCCUCUCAGGCUGUGGUUUUUCUGUAUAUGUUUCUGGAGUCCUGAGCCUGGGCUAAACAAAAGCAGGAGGCUGACGGGGCUGCUGGAGUUUGCAGAGACACAGAGGAGGAGAGAGCUUGGGCUUUGCCUGCCACCGCUGCUGGGGGAGAUCUGGCUUUUGCAACAGCCCACCCCCUUUGAGAUCACUCUGGCCCGGAGUGGGGGUGGGGGGCAGCGGGGGGUGGGGGGGGAAAGUUUGCAUUGCAAUCCCCCUGCCUUCCUCUCCUUUCUCCCGAUCAAUGCAUAUUUGCAAAAGGAUUAAGCCACAGAUUUAAGCGCCGGGAGCCCAUUUCUGCCUUGUAAAGGAGAUCGGACUGAAAAACCAAAAGCCAGCUCUGAUUUCUUUUCGCCAAGUGGGAAGGUGGUUUAUUUUUCUUGCUUUUUGGAGUCAACACCCUUCCCCACCAGCCCUCCUCCCCACCCUCACCCCGCAACCCCUUCACGCCCCCUCCCCCUCCCCACUCCCCACCCUCCCACCAUCCUCUAAAGAGGCAAAGGGAAUUUUUUUCUUCUUCUUCUUUUGGUCUUCUUUUUUUCCCCCUUCCCUGUUUAUCCUGAAAAGGAUUUGAAGACAGCUUGAAGGAUAAAAAGCCCGGUGCUUCCCAGGAGCCGAGCCCAGGCGCAGAAGAGGAAGAGCCGAGGGCUGCCGUAGCCUUUGGAGAUGGACGAGCAGCCCAGGCUGAUGCAUUCCCACGCUGGGGUCGGGAUGGCCGGACACCCCGGCCUGUCCCAGCACUUGCAGGAUGGGGCCGGAGGGACCGAGGGGGAGGGCGGGAGGAAGCAGGACAUUGGAGACAUUUUACAGCAAAUUAUGACCAUCACAGACCAGAGUUUGGAUGAGGCGCAGGCCAGAAAACAUGCUCUAAAUUGCCACAGAAUGAAGCCUGCCUUGUUUAAUGUGUUGUGUGAAAUCAAAGAAAAAACAGUGUUGAGCAUCCGGGGAGCGCAGGAGGAAGAGCCCACAGACCCCCAGCUGAUGCGCUUGGACAACAUGCUGCUGGCCGAGGGUGUGGCCGGGCCCGAGAAGGGCGGGGGCUCGGCGGCAGCGGCUGCUGCAGCGGCGGCCUCCGGAGGAGCCGGGUCUGACAACUCAGUGGAGCAUUCCGAUUACCGAGCCAAACUCUCCCAGAUCAGACAAAUCUACCACACGGAGCUGGAGAAGUACGAGCAGGCAUGCAACGAGUUCACCACCCACGUGAUGAAUCUCCUGCGAGAGCAGAGCCGAACCAGGCCCAUCUCCCCGAAGGAGAUCGAGCGGAUGGUCAGCAUCAUCCACCGCAAGUUCAGCUCCAUCCAGAUGCAGCUCAAGCAGAGUACGUGCGAGGCCGUCAUGAUCCUGCGCUCCCGGUUUCUGGAUGCGCGGCGGAAGAGACGGAAUUUCAACAAGCAAGCAACGGAGAUCCUGAAUGAGUAUUUUUAUUCCCAUCUCAGCAACCCUUACCCCAGUGAGGAAGCCAAAGAGGAGCUAGCCAAGAAGUGCGGCAUCACAGUCUCCCAGGUAUCAAACUGGUUUGGAAAUAAGCGAAUCCGGUACAAGAAGAACAUAGGUAAAUUUCAAGAGGAAGCCAAUAUUUAUGCUGCCAAAACGGCUGUCACUGCUACCAAUGUGUCAGCCCAUGGAAGCCAAGCUAACUCACCCUCCACUCCCAACUCAGCUGGUUCUUCCAGUUCUUUUAACAUGUCAAACUCUGGAGAUUUGUUCAUGAGCGUGCAGUCACUCAAUGGGGAUUCUUACCAAGGGGCCCAGGUUGGAGCGAACGUGCAAUCACAGGUGGAUACCCUUCGCCAUGUUAUCAGCCAGACAGGAGGAUACAGUGACGGACUCGCAGCCAGUCAGAUGUACAGUCCGCAGGGCAUCAGUGCUAAUGGAGGUUGGCAGGAUGCUACUACCCCUUCAUCAGUGACCUCCCCUACAGAAGGCCCUGGCAGUGUUCACUCUGAUACCUCCAACUGAUCUCCCAGCAAUCGCAUCCCGGCUGACCCUGUGCCCCAGUUGGGGCAGGGGCAGGAGGGAGGGUUUCUCUCCCAACGCUGAAGCGGUCAGACUGGAGGUCGAAGCAAUCAGCAAACACAAUAAGAGUCUCCUUCUCUUCUCUUCUUUGGGAUGCUAUUUCAGCCAAUCUGGACACUUCUUUAUACUCUCUUCCCUUUUUUUCUGGGUAGAAGCCACCCUCCCCUGCCUCCAGCUCUCAGCCUGGUUUCCGUCAUCUUCCCCGCCUGCUCUCCUCUGUUCUAGCCUCCUGGGGUCCCUGCCCUCAUCACAUCACUGACGGAUAUUUUCAACAAUUAGAGGAAUUUAAAAAGGAAAAAAAAUGACAAAGAAAAUAAUAAAAGUGUUUGUAUGUUUUCAUGCUGGUGGUUUGAGGAGCCAAAUUUGCCUCCCUCGGAUCCUUCUCUCCCUCCCGAUGUUAACAGGCACUCCUUCUCUGUUUCUCUUGUUAUUCUCACUACCUCUUAGCAGGAAUAUGCCACAUUGCCCUCCUCAUCCCAGGCCUCCCUGUCUCCUCUUGCUCCUGCCCCCUGGGGACAAUCCUGACUGGAACUCUGGCUUCUUUCUUCCCAGCCCCAGGUAUUCACUGGGGACUGCUAUGGGUGGGCUUCUCCAGGUGCCCUGCUUUCCAGUCUAAGCUCCACUAGGUGGAUUCCCAGGCAGGAAGUCAGACAGAAGGGGAGGGCAGGGGGAACAGGAAGGGCAAACUUUUACAGCCUUCCUCCCACUCCUCGUAAUGGCUCCUGGUUUCAGAGGCACAGUCUUUGGUGACCACUACACACGUAGGAAGCGACGUUCAAACCCGACUGCAGAGCAGGCCUCAGUGCGGCCUGGUGCUGAAGGCAUUGGAGGAGUAGAAGGCUCUGAUCCUGAAUCCCUCCACUGCCCUUCACAGCUGUGCACACGCAUGGCGAUACAUGCACACAUACACCCCUUUCCUGCUUUCCCAAGAUGACAUGCGCAAAUGCAUACAUUAGCAGUCAUAGCACUCUCUCUGGUAAACUCAUGAGGGGAAUUAGCUCCAAGUGAAGGUCAGUGACACAGAGCAGCAGCAUGGCCCCGGGGCUUCUAGGCCCAGCAGGCGCUCCAGCUCACAUGUACCAGUGUAGCAUGCCCAGGACUUUCUUAUGAUAAAGGUCAUACUUCCAUGGUCAACUACGCCUGUCCUUACUACUUUUGGAGCUCUCAGGGAGCCACACACAGUACUUAAAAUUGUCUGUAAUGGAUCUGCUUGUUUUCUUUUUGUUUAUUUAUAAGGCACAUUGUAUUAGAUACCCAAAGUGUUCUACUGCCUCGAGUUCUUGAUCCUGACCUUUUCCUCUGGAGGAAAAUGUGGCAUAAGAAUGUGGUUCAAGUGAUCGUUUUGCUAGCUGAAGUUGACAACAGGAGAGGCAUGGGGGAGGGCUGAUCAUGUUUUCCUCGAAAUCAUCACAUUGACUUGUAUCCCCUGGGGAUAUCUAAGAGCAAAUAGCAUACGCUAGAAAGUUAUUGUCUGAUGUCACCUGAGCUUACUGCAUUCUUCAUCACCAAUUCUGCCAGCAAUAAGGAUGGCAGCUCUAUCACUUGAUUAAGUAAGAGGUGGUCAAAUCUUUUGGUGCCUAAUUGUCUUCAUCUUUAAAGGAGGAAAUAUUCUGUUUGGCUCACCAACAGGCAUGUGAGAGACUGAAUAACGCCAACUCAUUCAUAACCAGUCGGAAAAUGUGAAGUUAGGGAAGGCAGCAUCCCGAAGAUAAACUGGUUUUUGCUCUUUCAAGACAAUAAGUGGGGUUUUUUUGUUUUUCUUUCUUUUUUUCUUUUUGUUCUAACUUCUGGUUAUCAUCUGUACUCUGAUGCCACAGCUGUAAUGACACAGAGUUGGUUGUUUUAGCUUUGGGGUGGGAGUUGCUUUGGUUUUCGCCUGUUUGUUUUCUUAGGAUAGAAGAAAGCUUCCCAACUAGAGCAAUAGGACCAGUUCUAUUUGUACUUGAGCCCAAUAGAUAGCCUUCAAAGCAGUUGACACCUAUCACAUCUUCUGUGCUGAAGGGGCUUCCAGGAGAGUUUAGGAGACCCUCAGGGGUAAGGAUGGCCUGCAUACUACUGCAGAAAUGAACUCUCCUCUUGUGUGCUUGGAGAACAUGAGGUUACUACUUCAGAAACAGGAUUUGUGUAUUUAAAGAAAAUUUAAAAAGUUAAUAUUAGGCAAGCUGCAGUUAUGCCUAGAUAACCAAGGACACUAGAAAGACCAUGCCUACUAACCUAUCCUAUGUUCAUAACAGGGCUGGAUGAGUAGGGUGCCUAGAAGGCACACCUUUGUAGCAACUCUAAUGAUGAGAACCAUGGAGAAGUUUGUCUUGGGGACAGGAACAUAUAGGGAGCAAGCAUACAGGAACACAGUUGGAUCGCAUCACAUGACAGGACAAAGUAUAUGAGAAACACAAAGGUUUCUCUUGGAAACGAAGAAUGACUCCUACAGGAUUGAAUAAUUGCCACAUUAAGUUAAUGAAAACUAUCAGAGCAGUGCUACAUGUGCACAAGCACCACCCCACCACCCCCAGCAGUUUGCCCUGGUGAUCACCUCUCAGAGCAUUUUCCCCACCCAGUGCUUUGCUAGGUCCCCUUUGCAUCAGCACCGUUCUCACAUUUCUGCCCUUCAGGCCCACAGUCACAUCCAACAUGGCAGCCAUAGAUCUCUCCACAUUAUCUGGAGCUCCCAGUGGCAGCUGAAGAGUGGGACAGGAACAGCAUGCCUCUGGAAACAAUCUCUGGGAAUUGGUAGUAGUAGAUCAUUCCUACAAGACACUAAAAUGUGCCCAGGGACUUCUUCAUUUUCUAAUGAAAAUGGGAGUGCUCCCAUUUUCCUGACAAUUUUCCCUAGGAAAUGACAGCAGACCUGGGGUUUGCCCACCUGUAACUCUUCAUUGUGUCCUCCUUUCCACCCUAACUCCUCCUUCUGGCGGGAAACUGACUCCUGGGCAGUACAUUGGCCAAGUGGCACCUUCUUUAGAUUUUUUUUUUUAUUUUGCUGUGGUGGUUGUUCUUUAUUUGCUACUUGCCUUCUCUCACACCUUGUUCCCCACUUUCCUUCUGCUCUUUAUUUUUCUGCCCAGAAAAACCUGACUUCGAUACCAAAAAAGAUGAAACUACAGAAACUCAAAUUUAAAAAAAACUUAAAAAAACAAAAAAAUAACUCAACGAUGCUUUCAGCUUUAUUAACAUUUUCCAUUGUUUCUUGCGACUUGUGUCUUGUUAUUUGUAGUAUUGAUGACGAACAUUUGAUAAUGAAUGUUCUUGUAUAUUCAGAUAAAGAAAAAAAAAAACCAAAAAAGCGGUCUGAAUUUAAUAGUGUUUAUAAUAAAAAUUUUAAAAAUGGUCCUCAUAGCACGCAAAACAAGAUGGGGAUUUCCCCUUCUUUCUGUGACAAUAUGCAUCAUUCCUGCAUUAGUUUUUAAUACCAAACUACCUACAUUCAUCAUUUCCUCCAUUUUUCUUUUUAUUUUCUUGCAUUUGUGAAUUAGUUCAAGAAUGCUAGAAAAGUGUCGAGUUGUGCACAUUCAUUUCUUGUUUCACAAUGUUUAAAAGUGACAGUAAUUCAUUUUGUAAACUAAAAAAAAAAAAGGUUGGAAUAGUGAGCAUAAUAGGUACAACCUAACGCAUUAUUAUGUUUAUUAACUUUGAGACCCAGAAAUAAAUUCUUUUCUUUAUUCCUGCUCUUAAAAUACAAAAAAAAAAAAGUUUUGUUUUAUGUUAUUUUGGUUUGUUAAUGGGGGGCUUUUUUAAUUGUCAGGAUUAUGAUCUUGCUAUUUUUGUUCAUUAAAUAUGCAUACAAGGUGAUGUGAAAAGAUGACAUUGUUAGAAUAGGCUGUUUCCUUGUUUGCUUUGCUUCAGAACUCAGCUGAGGUCAAAGACAGAAACAAAACCCAUGUUGAUGUCACAUUGCUGACCUGCAUUUCCCGGAUACGUGGCACUCCUGCAGUCCCUGAGGAAAACCUAUUGGGACUUAUUUCCCCUUUUGGCUCCUUAAAAAUUCAAAGACUAGUCCAAGGGGUCUUUUUAUAUUGCAGGAAGCAGUUUUUGCCUUUCUUGAUUUGGAUUAUCACAAUCAAGUGUGUUCUUUCUCCCGGACUAAUAGCACUAUUCCAUGAGACCUUUUCCAACCGCAGAGACAUCUUCUUCCAAAAGAAUCCACAGAAAACACUGGCUCAGUAGACACCGUGAGCAUAAUAAUGUAAAUCCGUGGAGCAGAUCCUCAGCCUGUCUGCCUGCUGGUGCUCGGUGCUGACUGUGGAUGAAGAGGUGGUGAGAUAUCACCAGACUCCAUGCUAUAGUUUUUUAAUGCCAAAAAGCUAAGCAUGAAUAAUCUGACAGUGUGUGUCUUACUAAUCUCCGAUCUAGAAGUCUUCCUAAAGCAAAUCACAAAGCCAGAUUGCUUCAGUGUGUUUUCAUUAGUUACAGGAAAGAAGAAAGCAGUAUUAUCUGGAAGAAACUUAAUUUUAGACAUCUCUCAAUCAAGAAACAGGAGGAAAGAGUGGAGAAUUUCACAGCACAACUUUAGGAAGCGUCCCCACACAGAUAAAGGACACCUUUAAUAACGACCUUUUCACAUCGCCUUUACGAUUUCAAUCCCUAGCUCAAAGAUUUCUGCAAACUCUAUUAUUAUUUUGUUAACAUUUUUUUUCUUUUGUUAAAAGAAAAAUGUCCUCAACCCUUUCUCUCUUGGUACUUCUUUUCUUUCCUUUGGUGUUUUCAUUUUGAAGUGCUUUCCUUUGGCUGUUGGUUUUAUCUCCCCCCUUUCUCCCCGCUCCCCAUUCCUUGUUAUUCAGAGUAUAAAUCUGCAAAGUUCUGCACUGUUUUGGUUUUGAAAGUUUAAGCUUUUCUGCUUUUGUGAGAGCACAGGCUUUCUGUCCCUUUUGAUUCCAACUUGAACUUUUGUGUUCUCUAAUGAUACUAACACGGUGUAGGUUUUACAGUCUCCUAAUUUGUACUGGUAAUGCAUAUUCCAAAUAAAUAGUUUCUUUUGUUGCAAAAAAUA
Molecule: messenger RNA, 7096 nt
Organism: Octodon degus (degu)
Lineage: Eukaryota; Metazoa; Chordata; Mammalia; Rodentia; Octodontidae
Gene: Pbx1
Product: PBX homeobox 1
Exons: 9
Coding region: 760-2052 (430 amino acids)
Biological process (GO): embryonic organ development; regulation of transcription by RNA polymerase II; brain development
Cellular component (GO): nucleus
Molecular function (GO): DNA-binding transcription factor activity, RNA polymerase II-specific; RNA polymerase II cis-regulatory region sequence-specific DNA binding
Source: RefSeq, a predicted model, not a curated record